AUGGUUGCUGAACUAAAAACGAAGUACUGCAAUAUCACGAAAGAAACAAUUAUGGCAUAUUUGCGACUCUGCGUACACUGCCAGAAGAAAUCGUCUCGUCCAAAGAAAGGUCUGGUAACAAAGCCUGUAUUGCACUCUGCAUUAAAUUCCCGGGCUCAAGUAGAUCUCAUCGAUAUGCAAUCCCAAAGCUAUCACGACUUUCGUUUCAUAAUGGUGUACCAAGAUCAUUUAACAAAAUUUGUUCUUCUGAAAGCGUUGAAAACGAAACGGGCGGAAGAAGUUGCAUAUUAUUUGUUCGACAUUUAUACUACGUUUGGAGCACCCGUCAUUUUACACUCAGAUAAUGGACGAGAAUUCGUUAACUCCGUCCUAACAGAACUUCACGCUAUGUGGAACGACAUAAAAGUCGUACACGGCAAACCGAGACAUAGCCAAAGCCAAGGCUCGGUGGAACGUGCCAACAGAGACAUUGAAGAAAUGUUGGCUACUUGGAUGGCAGAAAAUAAUAGUAAUGACUGGCCUUCUGGCUUAAAAUACGUACAGUUUCAUAAAAAUCGAGCCUUUCAUUCAGGUAUCGGCAGAUCACCUUACGAAGCGAUGUUUGGGUGUUCAGCAAGGGUGGGGUUGGCAUCAGCUGGAAUCCCUUACGAUGAAAUACCAAACCUUAAUUCUGAAGAAGAUUUCGAAGCAGCAGCAACAGCAGCACUACAAGAAGAUCAGCAAAUUAACGAAACUACUCUACGCAUACCAGCAGAUAAUGCAGAAGAUAGUACAUAUGAUAAUACAAGAGAUACUACAGAAGACAAUAGAGACGAUAAUGACAGUACAUCUGAAAUGAAAGCGCCUAAACAAACCAAGAAAACAGAAUCGGAUCCAGAAAUGAACAAGCGAGAUAAAGUUUUGGAGCCCUCACAGGUUUCACUGAAAUGCAAUACAUGCAACACUUUACUACCGGAUGGCGACACGGAUAUUAAAGGAAUUUGUUUCCACUGCAGAACUCAAGAAAAUAUCGUCAGUCACAGAAAGAAAUCUAGAGAAUGUUUGGAAAAGCAAGCGCAAAAAAUGAUGAAGUUAUCGAAUCAAAAAUUUUCGGAAGUGGAUGUGGGGGCCACUGUACGUGUUUUUGUACCUGAUGUUGACAGAGCACGUGGAUCGCCACGAAAUGUGCUAGCGGUGAUCACUCAGGUUGAGGAUAAUCUGUACAAGCUUUGUAGUACAGAAAGCGGUUUCUUAAAAUCCAAGUACACCACAUCCCAGUUCAAUCCUUGUAAAGAAAAACUUCUCGAUAAAGACCAACUUUUGCACGGAGCCACAGAAAAGGAAAUCACAUUGCGUGAAGCUGCUGCUUGCGCUAGUCCCUCUGGUUCUCAGGGAUACCAACGAUCUUUAACUGAGACCUGGUUGUCGCCAGCUAUUACUAUCGAGUCGUUGAGGAUUGAUGGGUAUAAUGUGGAAAGAGUGGAUGGGAUUAGUAGGGGUGGUGGCGGCUGUUUUUAUAUUAAAAACAAUCUUAAAUAUUCCAGACUCAAUACGUGA
Molecule: messenger RNA, 1536 nt
Organism: Onthophagus taurus
Lineage: Eukaryota; Metazoa; Arthropoda; Insecta; Coleoptera; Scarabaeidae
Product: KRAB-A domain-containing protein 2-like
Biological process (GO): DNA integration
Molecular function (GO): nucleic acid binding
Source: RefSeq, a predicted model, not a curated record